AUGAACAUGGACGCUAGAGACAGGUUACAGACACGUCGUGACGUCUUUUUCGAAAUCGAGCAGGCGGACAGGGAGAGUUGGCGGCACAGAGAUUAUCAUUAUUGGGGCGAUUUGAUUUAUGACUUCUUAAGGGAAGGCAUUGCCCAAUUUAACCUGGCCGUCGACAGUGACGUAUCGGAUUUGCAACGGUAUUACGCUUUCUUUUCUGGUCCCUGUGCCAGGCAUUCCAUCUUCAGCGAGGAAGUGCUGGAGAAUCUCAAGAAGAAUUUGAAUGAAUUGGAAGAGGUGCUAGCGUUGAAGAGGAUAUCGGAGAAGUCAGACAAGAAAUCAAAGGAGUUAAUGAAGGAAGUGGAGGAGUUAAGGAAGGAAGUAGGGAAGAUAAGUGAGAGAGAGGUGAGGUUAAAGAAGAUAGUGGAGGAGUUAAACAAGGAAUGGAAUGAGAAGAGAAUUUAGACAGCUUUCAUACAACUUUGAGAGAAUUCUCAGAUUUCAAACAGAACAACAAUAUCUAUAACAAUCACUUAAUAAUCACAAUCACAAUGAUG
Blastomyces gilchristii SLH14081 is the source of this 545-nucleotide messenger RNA. RefSeq lists its product as uncharacterized. Lineage: Eukaryota; Fungi; Ascomycota; Eurotiomycetes; Onygenales; Ajellomycetaceae. The record is from RefSeq and is a predicted model, not a curated record. The transcript has 2 exons. Bases 1 to 453 code for a protein of 150 amino acids.